AUGCCAGCCCUUCGUCAAGACCGUCUAGCUGAAGCUAAUUUGGUGACCAGCUUGCCUUCGAAUCAAUUGCAACAUGAAGAGAAUUCGAAAGGUGUUCUUAGAAAGUCCUCACAAACUGAUCAUGCUUCUUCGUCGAUGGAAGAUUCAUCAUCAUCAGUUUCCACCUGCAACGAGAAUCUACCGAAAAGUGAAAGAAGGGACAAGAGAACAACGACAUCAGCACCAAAACCAAUAACUAGCAACUCUACUACUAGAACCCAAUCAACAACUUCGAGGAAAAGGACUCGACCUAUCAAUCAUGCCAACAUUGCAUCCAGAUGGCUUUACAAAAUUUGGUUCAAACUUACGCUGCCAGUCGUGGUUGUGUCCUUUGCGCUGACAAGAUCUAUACCAGUCUUGUUCUUUGCUGCAAUUCUUCCAAUUACUGUUGCCAUGAUGCAAGGCUUUGCCCGAAUGAUCAACUACCGACUAUUUUAUGCCAAUGCCCCAGUGCCGAGGGCGCCUUCUCAUGGAGUUGUCAAGUGCACCAGGCUGAAGCACGAAUCAUCAUUCAACAAUCCUUCUCCCAUUGCAGCAUCUGAUGAUGAUGAGAUGGAACGCCCACUUCGGCUUUUGCUCAUCGGAGAUUCCUUGGCGGUGGGUGUUGGACAGUCCUCGUCUUGUACACCAAUCAUGCCAGAUGUCAUUGCCAAGGAAUUGAGUAAGGAACUAGGUGGAAGGACAGUCAUGUGGACUUGCCACGGAACACCUGGAGCCUCCACUGGUUGGAUCAUUCGUGAAUUGGAAAAGUCCAUGAAGAAUGGAGUCUUUCAACUACCAUUAAAGGACAAGAAGAAGAAAGACAAGUUUCAACACUAUUCCACCAUGGACGAUGAUGAUGAUGAUGUCACGUUGGGUUGCUGUCCCACUGCUUCCGAUGAUUCUUCUUGCGAUUCUACUGGUUCACUGUUGUACCAUCUAGACGAAGACUUGCAAGCAUGGCAACGCCGAUUAAAGCAGCAGCGCAUUGAUUUCGAUCCCGAAUCACUAGCUACCUUUGACAUUGCGGUAGUUUUGACUGGAUCGAACGAUUUGAAGAAUGCUUGCUUUCCAUUCUUGAAGAAGGAAGAAGAUUCCGAUGGCGUAUCGACACAAGCUAGUGACUAUGGUAAGGAACUCCAGCGUUUGCUAAUGACCCUGAAUGGGAGAAUGCACCGCCAAAUUCAAACCAUUCAAGAAUCAGUCCGAGUUGCCAAAGAAAAAGUCCGAGAAUCGGUGGAUACAGUUGUAGUCCGUACUCUGGGACGUGACUCUUCUCUUCGAAAUAUAAGCUCUGGUUCUCAGUUGGACAAGAUCGAGGAAGAUGAUAUGCAUUCCGUUUCAUGCUCCACUUCGGAGGAUGAACAGUCCUCUUUGGAAACUAACAACGAGACCACACGAUUGCUCCAAAUGGAAGAAGCAUCCGAACCAACUACUCGUCGGCAAUCCUUCUUUCCUAUGGUGGUUCUCCCUGGAAUGCCCGCUAGCUCACUGCCAGCCUUUGAUGCCUUUCCACUACGGCAUCUGGCACAUCCAAUGGUAGCAAUCAUGGAUGGCCACAAGCGCAACAUUUCCAAUGCGCACGAUGGUGAAGUCCUUUUCGUUGAUCCACCGUCAAAGGAGGCCCUUUCCGAGUACUCUGCGAAGAAAGGUUUCUACUGGCGACAACAAGUCGACGACAAUGUCCUGUUGAAUGCAUCUGAUAUCUCGCAGAGAAGGAAGGAAGCCAUGGAAAAUGACAUGAAGGAAUACUACGAAGAAUAUCAGACUACCUUUGAAUGUCAUCCUCCCAAAGCGUACAAUCACUUUUCUGCAUUUUCUGCCGACGGCAUUCAUCCCAAUAACAGUGGCUACAACUUUUGGGGAAGAUACAUUGGAAAUGCAAUUGUGGAGGAGUGGAGAAGAAAACAAGGAAUAGAAACCAUUCGAGUGGUUUGA
This is a messenger RNA of Cylindrotheca closterium, 1956 nucleotides long. Lineage: Eukaryota; Bacillariophyta; Bacillariophyceae; Bacillariales; Bacillariaceae. The record is from the annotation of a GenBank genome assembly.